CGUACUGCCUCCCUACUUGCCCAGAGCGGCGGCUCCUACUGUUUAGUAGCAGUGAGCGAGGUGAUUCUACCCCCUCACCGUUCCACACACGCAUCCACCCACUCAGCCUCACCCCUUUUUCCACUUCACUCUCCUUCUUCACUCCUCUCACUUCUCCUCAAACGUGUACCUAGAUCCGUGCUGCUGCUCAAAUCGCAGGGCGAUUCGGGAUGGAGAAGGCCGCGUCUAACUACGACUGAUCUUUACGGCAGCCCAAGUUUUUCCCCUCGAUCCACCCUCUGUGACUGUUGUAGGCACGCUGAAUCAUUCACUCGUGUUCGGUUCUUCUCAAAAGGUUUCGCCAUGCCUCCUAUGGACCUUCCAUCCAAGAUCAUCUUGGAUGUUAUGUUUGAGAAAGUUGGCCAUCCAUCGGCUGCCUAAUCUACACGUGCCAUUCAUCGCGGCUGCCUUGAAGUCACGGUUGAUUUCCAUCCAAUUGCCAGUGAACUGGAGCGUCCUGUUAGUCAGACCUACAUUUCAACCUCCGCUUUUACUGAUCUGGAAGAAGCACAGAAUCAUGUUGCGCAUAAAGCCAUGGAAUUCAUGGAGCAGGAACACAAUGUGGUCCCAUGUGAUUAUAACUAUGCUAAGCUUCAGUCUGCUAGGCUUAACAACGAGGCUCUGCGUCAGCGCCUGAAAGAAAGAGAUCAAAGUAUCGAAGCACUCAAAAAGGUUAAUACAUCUCUUGUGCAGCAGCUAGCCGAGAAGAGCAGCACUCUUGAGUCUACCAUGAAGAAAAACAGAGAUCUAAUGGAGAAGCUUGCUGAAAAGGAUAGUGUCAUUGAAGCCAUCAACAAGGACAAUAAAACUCUGCACAAGCAGCUUGAUGAAAAAAUGGAGAUCAUAAAAAGCCUCAGCAAAGGAUGGGACAACUCACUGGAUACUGGGUUUUCAGCGACCACCCAGCUUCAGCGUCUGAUUGAUGAGACCAUGUCCCCUGGCUCAACAGACGCAGAAAUUGAGCUAAAUGCAACUCUCCUUAGUGCUCAGAAGAUCUACGAGUAUCUUGAGCAGAACACAAUCCUUGCUGUUGAGUACCUGCAAUCCAUUGGGACAUAUCCAUAUGAACCAAAGUCUGGUUGUACUGAUGAUGAGGAUAACUGCUUGGUGAACCCUGAAUCCGUGCCACCAGAACAUCAACCCUACAUGAGAAGCAUUCUGGAUGACGAGGAGAUCUUUGAUAGUGAAGGGAAUUGCUCUGCGGACUUCGACACUAUACCCGAGGAGCACUACUGAUCCAACAUCAACGACAGGUCAACAUGGUUAUCUUAACAAUCGUUUCAUGGUACCAGCUUGUUGUCUUCUGCUAUCUAGCCUGUGCAUCUCACAUCUAUGCUGCGACCGAUGAUUUACUAUGCACUGCCCUGCCCUACUAAACUUAUUAUCUAUGUAAAUUAUGUGGCAUCUGCUGAUGCGUGACUCUACUCUUUUAUGCCCUACCCCGGUCUACUGAACUUAUUUAUGUAAAUUAUAUGGUGUGUACCAGGGCUCUGCCCCACUAUCUAACGCCCUGUCAAAUUUAAUUUAUGUAAAUUAUAGUUUCCACUAAUGCCAUUCUGGGCUACGCAAUCCCUCGUUUAAACUGACUUUGUUGUAUACUUUGCAUCAAUGCCAGGCUGUGGCAUGUGUCCCAGUGAAUA
Triticum urartu is the source of this 1679-nucleotide messenger RNA. Lineage: Eukaryota; Viridiplantae; Streptophyta; Magnoliopsida; Poales; Poaceae. The record is from RefSeq and is a predicted model, not a curated record.